Molecule: messenger RNA, 1893 nt
Organism: Salvia miltiorrhiza (redroot sage)
Lineage: Eukaryota; Viridiplantae; Streptophyta; Magnoliopsida; Lamiales; Lamiaceae
Product: prohibitin-3, mitochondrial
Exons: 2
Coding region: 168-1007 (279 amino acids)
Biological process (GO): mitochondrion organization
Cellular component (GO): membrane; mitochondrion
Source: RefSeq, a predicted model, not a curated record
CCGGCCCAUACAGUUUUCCCAGGCGACAAGUUAGGGUUUAACACGCAUUUUCUUGGGAAGAAAUCUACUUCUCUCUCUAUAAACCCUUCUUCCUCUUUCUCCCCUUAGAAACACUUCUCUCUAGAUCAUUCCAUUUCCAUUCCUCAACUACUUCUGCGAAUUCGAAUAUGGCUAACGCGCAAAAAGCCGCAAAUGUGCUGACGAACAUAGCGCGCGCCGCCUUCGCCGUCGGAAUCGGCGGUGCCGCUGUCAAUUCCUGUCUCUACACCGUCGAUGGCGGCCAACGCGCCGUCAUCUUCGACCGUUUCCAAGGAGUCAAGCCAGAUACCGUCGGCGAAGGAACCCACUUUUUGGUCCCGUGGCUUCAGAAACCCUUCAUCUUCGACAUCCGCACUCGCCCCCACACCUUCUCCUCCAUUUCUGGCACGAAGGAUUUGCAGAUGGUCAAUCUGACACUGCGUGUGCUUUCUCGCCCGGAGGUCAGCCGGCUUUCCGAUAUUUUCCAAACCCUAGGGCUUGAGUAUGAUGAGAAAGUCCUGCCAUCUAUUGGUAAUGAGGUUCUGAAGGCUGUGGUUGCUCAAUUUAAUGCUGAUCAACUGCUCACUGAUAGGCCCCAUGUUUCUGCUCUUGUGAGAGAGAGUUUGAUCAGAAGGGCGAAGGAUUUCAACAUUGUUUUGGAUGAUGUGGCCAUCACACACUUGUCGUAUGGUGCGGAAUUCUCAAAGGCUGUGGAGCAGAAGCAAGUGGCCCAACAAGAGGCGGAGAGGUCUAAGUUUGUGGUCAUGAAGGCAGAGCAGGAGAGGAGGGCUGCUAUUAUUAGGGCUGAGGGUGAAAGUGAGUCUGCCAAGCUGAUUUCUGAUGCAACUGCAGCUGCAGGGAUGGGGUUGAUCGAGCUGAGGAAGAUUGAGGCAGCAAAGGAAAAUGCAGCAUCCAUGGCCAGGAAUGGGAAUGUGAUUUAUCUGCCUAGCAGCAACAACAUGCUUCUUGGUGUUAAUCCUGCGCGUUAGUUAUGAGGUAGCAUUCAUAGAUGUCAGCAAUAAUGAGUAUUUUUUGUUUUAUUGAUUUGAGAGUGGGUGUAUUAAUGCCUCCCUUGAACUUGAGCCUGUCUGGUGUGCCUUUAGAUGUGAUAUAUGCAUUAGAAGUUGUUUACGAGUCUGUAAUGCAACUUGGUAGCCCUUUGUCUUUUAAUUUGUCACAUGUUAGUUCUAUAGAAAAUGAAUUGCACAAGUAUGACUGAUCAUGAUCAGUUAGUUGUUAGAUCAGUCAUUGUCAUAUAGCUCCUCAGAAAGCUUUGCAUUUGGUGUUUCAAGCUCAAUUCUCUAUGAGGUUGUGGUCAACAUUUAGUACAUUAUUUCUUAAUAAGAUGAUAAUGUGUUUGUCACUCUUGGUAGAUAUGUGAUGGUAUCAAUGUCACCAUUCUUGUUGAAAUUCGUAAUUGUUGAGACAUGUGAAGAUAUUUCAGUAUCUGCUGAAAUUCAUACGUGCAAAUGUCUUUUCAGUUUCUGUUGAAUUUCAUUAUCGUUGAGAUGUUAGGUAUCAUUCACUUGUGUGGUUCAUUAUGCUUUAUUGGCCUUCCAUAACUUUUUUUCUAAUUCAGCAUUCCCAUUUCCUCUUUGUUGCAGGGCGUUGAAGAGUGUGCUUUGGUUCCAUUCUUUUGGUUUCUUCGGGGGAUAUUUGAGUUUUCAAGUUGCGAUAAGUUGUAUGAAUGUUUAGGAUCCAGUUGAGCUAUAAUAAUUUCAAACCGUGCCCCUUUUCCUUAUUCUUGGAAAUUCAAAUCAUCUGUCUUCUCGUUGACUGGUGCACUACCUACUUAUCAUCCAAGUGCUUGGGGUGCUUGAUGCUUCUUUUUAUCCAUUUUAUCCAAAUGAAGUACCAUUGGUAAUUUUUAGUACA